GGCUGCGCCCAUGUGGAGGCGUGGCUGGGCUUGUAGCUGGCGCGCUGGCUGACUGCAGAGCUGACACUUCCUGGAAGAGGUUUCCAUGGAGCAACCAGAGCACCUGCUCCCGGUGGGAUUCCCGGCAUUGCAGAAUGACACAUUCCUGCGUGCAACUCGGGGUGAAGAGUGCCAACAUGUGCCUGUGUGGUGUAUGAGACAGGCAGGGAGAUACCUGCCAGAGUUCAGAGAGACUCGCGCUAGUCAGGAUUUCUUCGCUUCGUGCCGAAGCCCCGAGAUCUGCUGUGAACUAACCCUGCAGCCGCUGCGGAGAUUUCCUCUUGAUGCCGCCAUCAUUUUUUCCGAUAUCCUAGUGAUACCACAGGCACUAGGAAUGGAAAUCCGAAUGGAACCUGGAAGGGGCCCUGUCUUCCCAGAACCUCUGCAGACUCCAGAGGACCUCCAGAAGCUUAAGUCCAAAGUAGAUGUUAAGCAGGAGCUGGGCUAUGUGUUUCGUGCCAUCACCCUGACACGGCACAAAAUAGCUGGAAAGGUGCCCCUUAUUGGAUUCACAGGGGCCCCGUGGACCCUGAUGACCUAUAUGAUAGAAGGAGGUGGCUCGAACACCAUGUCCAAAGCCAAACGUUGGCUGUACCAGCAACCCUCUGCUAGCCACCAGCUAUUGCGCCAGCUCACGGACAUCAUUGUAGAAUAUCUUGUGGGUCAGGUGGCAGCUGGUGCCCAGGCUCUCCAAGUUUUUGAAUCUCAUGCUGGAAUCCUUGGGCCUCAACAGUUUGCAGACUUCUCUCUGCCGUAUCUCCAGGAGAUCUCCCGGAGAGUGAAGGAGAAGCUAAAAGCAGAAGGGCUGGAGCAAGUUCCUAUGAUCGUGUUUGCGAAGGAUGCUCACUAUGCACUAGAAAACUUGUCUCAGUCUGGUUAUGAAGUGGUGGGAUUGGACUGGACAAUCCGACCCCAGGAAGCCAGGGAACGGACCGGAAAUCGAGUGACUCUGCAGGGAAACAUGGAUCCCUGUGCCCUGUACGCUAGCAAGGAAGGUAUUGAGAAGACUGUACAGAAAAUGAUAGAAAGUUUUGGCUGUCGAGGAUAUAUUGCAAACUUAGGCCAUGGCUUGUAUCCAGAUAUGGACCCUGAACAUGUUGGAGCCUUUAUAGCUGCUGUUCACAAGCACUCAGAAUGCAAGAAGUAAUCUGGAAGCGGACACUGUGACAAGCCCAAGAGGAGGGCAGUGUGAACACAUCGCUCUGUACAGCAGGAGUGCGGUUAAUACGUUCACAUAGAGAAUGUUUUCACAAAUUUACAGUUCAUUUACUUUUUGUAGCAAAUAAACUAAUGUAAUACAUAUCCAGACAACACAUUGAAAUGCUUAAAUCUUUUUUGAGAUUGCAAAAACC
Molecule: messenger RNA, 1391 nt
Organism: Pelobates fuscus (common spadefoot toad)
Lineage: Eukaryota; Metazoa; Chordata; Amphibia; Anura; Pelobatidae
Gene: UROD
Product: uroporphyrinogen decarboxylase
Exons: 10
Coding region: 86-1186 (366 amino acids)
Biological process (GO): heme biosynthetic process
Cellular component (GO): cytosol
Molecular function (GO): uroporphyrinogen decarboxylase activity
Source: RefSeq, a predicted model, not a curated record